Messenger RNA from Leptinotarsa decemlineata (Colorado potato beetle), 1464 nucleotides. RefSeq lists its product as uncharacterized. The record is from RefSeq and is a predicted model, not a curated record. Gene Ontology annotation, molecular function: protein binding. NCBI's taxonomy places the organism in Eukaryota, Metazoa, Arthropoda, Insecta, Coleoptera, Chrysomelidae.
CACCAUAAUCUAUACUAACCUCCACCGAUGUUCGUAGGUAAAAUAGAAGGCGUCUACAAUGUCGGCCAGCGAUCUGGGAAAGCAGAUGAUGAAUCUAAAGGGACCAAGAAGUUGAAUCCGAGUUCUGCGACAAGUUCGGACUAUGACAAGACGGGCGGACAGUCCUCGUCCAAUAUCGAUUCUGGCAGAGGUAGCGCCGCUUAUAGUAGCGGAAGAAGACCUGCUGAUCUUAAUGGAGAACAAUUUGACAACUGUCAGAUAAAUGCUAGGAGUAAAUAUAGGGAUAUGCAUGGAGGCGCUCAUGAUACUGAAUGGGUCGAUAUAGUCGAGAACGAGUUGAGACACAUCUUAGAACCAAAACUUCACGAACUGUCUUUGCAAGGCAACCCAGGAAUCGCCCAUUCCACUAUUAGCGAAAGUAUAUCGUCCAUGACACCCCCUCUACCACCCCUAUCACCAGGCGACCAAUCAUCCCCCAACACCACGCCCAGAAAUUCGACCCGGUACAAACACAGCAGCUUACCUUGUGGAAGUAGACCGGACUAUGAAAGCUAUAAAUCGAAAGUGCAUUCAAGAAAUAUCAUUGGUGACUCAAGAUGGAACAACAGUUCUACACAGAAACAUAGAUCACAGAAGAAGAUGGACCACAAUGCCAUACUGAGAGGCAAGCAGAUUUUUGGUUUGGACACCACAGACAUCACUUCCACAACUACCAGAUCCAUGGACUUGGAGUCAAUAUUAGACGGACAAAGCGACUCAGAUGGAGAUCUCAGUACCACCGACGCCAGGACGAUCAGGAAACAGCUCGAAGGACUUGAAACGAUGUACUCGGAAGUGUUGAAAAUGCUGGGCGUUAAAAAACAUCCGGGUCGUUACCAGCCUUCCGAUCCAAGGUUCAACAAGAGAAGAUACGGCAGCAUGUCUUCGCUCCCCUCCAGCUCGGUCAGCAGUCGCCCGAUACGAGACAAGCGACGCGCAAAUGAAGACAGGAAAAAAGUCCGCGACAUACGAGGGAUCAAUAAAAGGUUCCAACGUCUCGAGUCGCACGUCGUCACCCUCGCCCGGUCGGUGGCGCACUUGUCCUCUGAGAUGCGCACGCAGCACCUGAUGAUCCAGGAAAUGGAGAAUAUUCGCGGAGAGAUAGCUGCGCUCCGCACGCAGACUAAUAUGCUCAACGUGCGUGCGCAGUCCGCCACGCGGGCUGUUAGCGCGAAGGAGUUGCCGGUGCUGGCGAAUCCGACGAGGGUGAAGAAGUUGACGAAGUUUUUUGGAGAUGAGCCGCCAUUGUUGAGAUUGUUCCUGAGGAAAUUGGGAUAUGAGACUUUGUCUGCAGAUGGCGCAGUGGCACAUCCUACCAGCUCAACUGCAGACAGAACUUUUGACUAUUCUGAAGCAGAUGAACGAUCCAAGCAAGAGUGCGUCAGGAAGCUGUUGUGUCUCCACUCCUGUACAGCCUUUACGUGA